AUGGUGAAUCUAUCAUUGUAUUCCAUCAAGGCUGUUCUCCUUUUAGAUGCUGAAGGCAACCGUGUUCUUGCAAAAUAUUAUGGCUCGGAUUACACCAAUCUGAAGGAACAAAAGGCAUUCGAGAAAGGUUUAUACGACAAGACAAAGCGUGCACAAGGCGAAGUGGUGCUAUACGACAACCAAGUAGUGCUAUACCGAUCCAACAUUGAUAUCUCAUUUUACGUGGUUGGGUCAACAGAGGAAAACGAGCUGAUCCUACUCAGUAUGUUGAACGCCUUUUACGACGCGGUGUCCACGUUAUUAAGAUAUCAAGUGGAGAAGCAAUCAGUUAUGGAAAAUCUGGAUCUGGUGGUACUAUGUCUCGACGAGAUUGUGGAUGAAGGAAUCAUCUUGGAAACGGACGCUAAUGCAGUCGUCAGCCGAGUAUCAAAGCCUCGUUUGGACGUUGUGGAUAUCCCAUUUGGUGAACAGACAUUGAUGCAAGCCGUACAAACAGCAAAGGAUAGAUUUGCCAGUCAACUGCUUAGAUAA
Messenger RNA from Lichtheimia ornata, 531 nucleotides. RefSeq lists its product as uncharacterized. Lineage: Eukaryota; Fungi; Mucoromycota; Mucoromycetes; Mucorales; Lichtheimiaceae. Gene Ontology annotation, biological process: intracellular protein transport; retrograde vesicle-mediated transport, Golgi to endoplasmic reticulum; intra-Golgi vesicle-mediated transport. Gene Ontology annotation, cellular component: COPI vesicle coat. Bases 1 to 531 code for a protein of 176 amino acids. The record is from RefSeq and is a predicted model, not a curated record. The transcript has 4 exons.